Messenger RNA from Penicillium canescens, 219 nucleotides. RefSeq lists its product as uncharacterized. The record is from RefSeq and is a predicted model, not a curated record. The transcript has a single exon. NCBI's taxonomy places the organism in Eukaryota, Fungi, Ascomycota, Eurotiomycetes, Eurotiales, Aspergillaceae. Bases 1 to 219 code for a protein of 72 amino acids.
AUGUACGAAAAGGAUCAUAUGCAUUCAGCUGUCUUUGCUCGUGCCUCCGCGCAGAACUUGCAUAGUUCUGUCGAGGAUAUUUGGUUUGCCGCUGCUCAUGCUGAAUUGACUGCUCGCCGGGCCAUUCCUCAUGAUGUUGAGCAUGUUUGGGUUUGGAACGGUAUUCCUAUUGUUUUUGGGUGUCCGGAUUGUCACCGCACCAGAGGUUGGCAAGCAUGA